Cladocopium goreaui is the source of this 1791-nucleotide messenger RNA. NCBI's taxonomy places the organism in Eukaryota, Dinophyceae, Suessiales, Symbiodiniaceae. The record is from the annotation of a GenBank genome assembly.
AUGGGCCUCUGGACUUCCACUGGUCUAGCGAAUGCGAGCUGGGAGAUCGGCAAUGCCAAGUCAAGGGUAAUCAAAACCGAUGUGGCGUGGGUGGGUUCAGGUUACCGCUUUGGCCUGGAAGCUGUCAAGCUAGCGGCUCGAUUGAUGACCAACAGCAGUGAUUCAAGACCCUAUACGUGGACAGUGUGCGGAUGGGCAGGCACACAGAAGUAUGCAGUCAUUUGGACAGGUGACAAUACAGGCAGCUGGGAGUACAUCCGAAUGCAGAUUCCCACAGUUAUUGGAAGUGGCCUGAGUGGAUUUGCUCAUGCAACUGGAGAUGUAGAUGGUAUUUAUGGUGGAUCGCCAGAGACUUAUGUGCGAGACUUGCAGUGGAAGACCUUCCUAACUGUGGCAAUGACCAUGAGCGGCUGGGCCAAGUAUGACAAGCAGCCAUGGACUUUCGGCGAGCCGUACACCAGCUACAAUCGAAAAUGGCUCCAACUGAAGGCAUCCUUGACGCCGUAUUUGUAUUCCUUGGCCUUCCAAGCAUAUUUGACUGGAGAACCUCCUGUCCGUGCCAUGGAGCUAGAGUUUCCUCAUGAGAUCUGGUCCAACAAGUCUGCACUUCAGUAUCAGUUCAUGUCAGGGCCAUCCUUCCUGGUUGCACCAGUCUUCCGGAACGAGACCCAUCGUGACCACAUUCUUCUGGCAAGUGGAGAAUGGAUAGACUACUCAGACGGCUUCACAAGAUACUCGGGACCAAGGACUUUGGAUUCCUACCCGUGCCCCUUAGAGAACCUCCCAGUCUUUGUUCGUGCCGGAGCCAUCAUUCCAAUGUGGCCUCAACUGGACUAUGUGGGGCAAAAGACCGUAGAUGUCUUGACUCUGGACCUGUUCCCCCCAAGUACCGCCAGCACCUCCAACUUCACCUUGUAUGAGGAUGAUGGCUUAACUCGGAAUUACAGUAUGGGUGCGGUGGCCAGUCAGACCUUCCAGAUGAGAACAGCCAGCAAUGGCAUGCUGGAGUUCUGCAUUGGACGCAGCAAGGGCAGCUAUCAGGGGCAACUUUCCAGAAGGUCUUACUGGCUUCAGGUGCAUUCCUCAGAGCCAGCGAAGGAGAUCAAGAUCGAGGGCGAAACAAUUGAUCACGUGCCAGACGAGGAGCAUCGCAUGCAACCAUCGGGAUGGUACAAUUCCAAAGGUGGAGGGUUUCGAGUGAAGACGCCGGUGCUUGAAGUCUCUUGCAUUUGCACUGCAAUGCGUUGGUCAGAGACUGGUGGCGUGGUCAGCGAUACCGGAGCACGACUGGCCUGGGAGCGUGAGAUCCGAAAGGCAGAGGCCAACAAAACAUCGACGUUAACAUCCUGGCCCAAGGGCACGUCGACCUGGGCCUUUGAAUUCCGAUCCUACACCAACCAGGAGGAACUGAAUGCAAUGCUGGCUGCAAAGCCAGGACUACAGCAGCUGCUGCUGCGCCCCGCCAACCGCACCUCUUUACAGGUAGAUGGAGAAAUUGCUGAACUGGAGGACAACUUCCUGUUGCUGGGCGGCCUUGUCGUUGUGAAGAUCCGCUGGCGUGGAAAAGCCCUGGCAUCGAUGCUUCGGUGGGACACCUCGGAGGCAGUCCUGAGCAGCAGCGUUUUGCCCUGGCUUCAACGGACCUUCGACCGGCCCGCUGCAGCGGAACGCCUCCGUAAAGACCCCUGGGAGCUUACCGCUAUGGUCGAACCAACAGUUAGUGGCAUCAAGCGAUCUGUGGCUGUGUUGAGGCGAGUUGGUGCUGGCCGAUUGGUCUUCAUGAAGCAGUGA